GAGAAACUACGCAGCUAGCUAUUAUUUACAUAAGGAGUUCAGUGGGUCGAUGUUAUUCUCAGCGAUGUUUUUUAAAACCAUAAUAUUAAGUUUCUGUUCCGGUUGAUUCAAAAGAUUUAAAAAAAUAAGUGAAUGACAACCGAUCAUUAUUGUCAGCAAUUUUUGUUUUUAGUAUCAGUAUUACUUUUUUGUAAAUAGAUGCAUGAUGUCAGUUAAAAAUGCAACACCGUUUUUUAUUGGCGUCGCUGGUGGCACAUGUUGUGGUAAGACUGAAGUUUGCAAGAAAAUAUGUGAAGAAAUUGAGGAAAACAUGAACAGUAGCGGAAGGCAGCGCAUUAUAAUGCUUCGACACAAGAAUUUUUAUUGCAAUUUGAAUGAUGAACAAAAAGCUCUGGCUUCAUUAGGAAAAUUUAAUUUUGAUCAUCCAUCAGCCUUUGAUGAUGAAUUAGCUUUAGCUACCAUAAAAACGCUAAAAGAAGGAAAGCCUGUCAGUAUUCCAAAGUAUGACUUUGUAACUUAUUCUCGACUUGAUACAGGCGAGAUAAUAUACCCUGCAGAUGUUAUAUUGUUUGAAGGAAUACUUGUACUUUACAACAAAGAAAUUCGUGAUAAUCUUGAUAUGAAAAUAUUUAUUGACACUGAUUGUGAUACCAGGUUAGCUCGAAGAGUACUACGAGACACAAUAGAGCAUAAGCGUGAUAUUGAUAGUGUUUUGAGCCAUUACACUUCAUUUGUAAAGCGAUCAUUUGAAGACUUUACACUUCCGACUAAAAAGUAUGCAGAUGUUAUUAUUCCUCGUGGUGUGAAUAACACUGUUGCCAUUGAUUUAAUUGUUGAACAUAUCAGAGACAUUCUCAAAGUUGGUCACAGUCAAGAUUCUCAUCGUAUUAGGAAGCAGUCGGAAAACUCUGGAUCACGGUUACAUUAAUUGAUUUAAACAUUUCCAUAUCCAAUUCAUUUUUAUUUUGUUUUAUUUUAUCAUUACCAUAUUUUAUCAGCAUAUCACUGGUUUUGCGGUUCAAGGGUCACUUUUUGACACUAAUACCAUUAAUACCAUUAAUACUAAUUUUUUAACAAUUAUGAAAUUUUGCGUUAAUAUAUUUUUAACUAUGUUUAAA
Messenger RNA from Hydra vulgaris (swiftwater hydra), 1118 nucleotides. RefSeq names its product uridine-cytidine kinase 2. Gene Ontology annotation, molecular function: ATP binding; ribosylnicotinamide kinase activity. NCBI's taxonomy places the organism in Eukaryota, Metazoa, Cnidaria, Hydrozoa, Anthoathecata, Hydridae. The record is from RefSeq and is a predicted model, not a curated record. Gene Ontology annotation, cellular component: cytoplasm.